ACUAUCGCUUCAAGUGAAAACAUCACAAAGACUAGAGAGACUUAGAGCACAAAAGAGUUGUGCAGAGAAAUAAAAAAAUGGAGACGAAGGAAAAGAAUCCCAACAACAAAGCCCCUCAUGUCCUAGUCCUCCCCUUCCCAGCCCAAGGCCACAUCAACCCAAUGCUCCAAUUCUGCAAACGUUUAGUCUCCAAAAACAUCAAAGCCACUCUCGCUAACACCAUCUCUAUCUCCACCUCCAUCCACUCAAACCCCACCAACACCACCACCACCACCACCACUUCCCCAAUCGAUGUCCACACGAUCUCCGACGGCUACGACCACGGUGGCCUCGCUAAAGCAGAGAGCCCCGCCGCCUACUUAAAAAAAUUCCGAGUGGUUGGGUCUCAAACUCUGGCCGAUCUCAUCAACAAACUAGCCCAUAUAGGCCACCCUGUGGAUGCUCUAGUUUAUGAUGCGUUUUUGCCAUGGGCACUUGAUGUUGCAAAGCAAUUUGGAAUAGUUGGAGCAGUGUUCUUCACUCAAUCUUGUGCUGUUAAUAGCAUAUAUUAUCAUGUCUAUGAGGGGAUUCUUUCACUUCCUCUUUCAGGGGAGACUGUUUUGGUUCCUGGAUUGCCACAGCUUCAGCCAUGGGAGUUGCCUUCGUUUGUGUAUUCAUAUGGGUCGUAUCCUGCUUUCUAUGACAUGCUUAUCAAUCAGUUUUCUAAUAUUCAGAAAGCAGAUUGGGUCUUUUUCAAUACUUUCUACCAAUUAGAGGAAGAGGUAGCAGAUUGGAUGGCGAAACUUUGGCGAGCGAGGACAAUAGGCCCAACAAUUCCAUCAAUGUACUUAGAUAAGCAACUCAAAGAUGACAAAGACUAUGGUAUCAAUCUCUUCGACCCAAACUCCAAUGCAUGCAUCAACUGGCUCAAUGCUAAGCCUAUCAACUCUGUAAUUUAUGUGUCCUUUGGGAGCAUGGUAGAAAUUGGAUUCGAACAAAUGCAAGAAAUAGCUUCGUGUUUGAAGGAAAUCGAAUACAACUUCUUGUGGGUUGUGAGGGGAUCUGAGGAGGCCAAGCUACCAAACAAGUUCGCGGACGAGACAUCUGAGAAGGGCAUGGUGGUGACAUGGUGUCCACAACUAGAGGUGUUGGCACACGAGUCAACAGGGUGUUUUGUAACACAUUGUGGGUUCAACUCUGUUCUCGAAGGGUUGGGCUUGGGAGUGCCUAUGGUUGCGAUGCCACAGUGGACGGACCAGAGUACAAAUGCCAAGUAUGUAGAGGAUGUGUGGGGUGUAGGGCUUAGAGCUAGGUGUGACGAGAAGGGAAUUGUGAGAAAAAAGAUGUUGCAAGAAUGUAUAAGGGAGGUGAUGGAAGGAGAGGGAGCAAAUGAAAUAAAGAAGAAUGUGAUCAAAUGGAAGAAAUUAGCAAAAGAGGCGGUUGACGAAGGUGGGAGUUCAGAUAAAAAUAUUGAGGAAUUUGUAGCUGAAUUAUUAUGCUCCUAGUUGUAUUAUUGAAUUGAUUUCCUCUCAAAUAAAAUAUGGCAAUAUAUCUCUUUGGAAAUGUUAGCCAUUGCCAAAGUAUUCAUUAGCGUUCA
Messenger RNA from Camellia sinensis, 1576 nucleotides. Its product is annotated as UDP-glycosyltransferase 74G1. NCBI's taxonomy places the organism in Eukaryota, Viridiplantae, Streptophyta, Magnoliopsida, Ericales, Theaceae. Gene Ontology annotation, molecular function: quercetin 7-O-glucosyltransferase activity; quercetin 3-O-glucosyltransferase activity. The record is from RefSeq and is a predicted model, not a curated record.